Messenger RNA from Kockovaella imperatae, 3772 nucleotides. RefSeq lists its product as hypothetical. The transcript is spliced from 3 exons. The coding region runs from base 259 to 3321 and encodes 1020 amino acids. Gene Ontology annotation, biological process: positive regulation of transcription by RNA polymerase II; negative regulation of transcription by RNA polymerase II. The record is from RefSeq and is a predicted model, not a curated record. Gene Ontology annotation, molecular function: DNA-binding transcription factor activity, RNA polymerase II-specific; RNA polymerase II cis-regulatory region sequence-specific DNA binding; zinc ion binding. NCBI's taxonomy places the organism in Eukaryota, Fungi, Basidiomycota, Tremellomycetes, Tremellales, Cuniculitremaceae.
CUUUAACCCCCUCUCACUCGAAUCACCAUAACACCCGCACCCAUCUUCUCCUCUCCUUCCCCUUCUUCAGCCUCUGCCGCUGGUCCUUCUCCACGGUCGACCACUUCGUCCAAGUCUUCACCCGCCUCAAGUGGGACUUCGACAAGUACAAAACUUCGACCGCUCCUUCCCAAACCAGCGGCCGCUUCCACUACAUCUGGUACAUCCUCGGCGGUAGCUGCUAGAGCUGCAUCAGCCAGUGUAAAGAAGCCUGGAAAGAUGGAAAAGCCGACUUGGAAGACGGGACCUGGGUCCAAAAAGGGACCAUUCACAGUGGAUUCAGGGGGCGGAGGAGGUCAAGCAACAACGAGACAACAACCAACCCUGCCUGCUAAUGUCGAUAGUAAUCAUGUCAGAAGACCUACGCCUCGAGACGUCCCUCCACCGAUGCGCCGAUCGAACCCUCCAACUCCCAACAUGUCACCCAGUGGUUCUCGAAUGGGCAGUAUGAAUGUGGGAUCAAGUAGUCGAAGCAGGGAAGGAUCAAUCUAUUUCCCAGAUCAAGCUUCCAUCGCCACCAAUUCAGCUCCAGUAACACCUUUUGAUCUUGCCCUCGCGUCCAGUGCUGCUAGUAGCGGAGGUUUGUACUAUACACCUGCUCAGGCUUCCCCAUUGUCCUCUUCCUUUCCAGUGGUCUCCAAACCUCAUCCGUUGUCAGGCUCUACCACACCAUUGGACCCGCCCCCGUCCUCUUGGUACUUCCAGAAUGCGCAGCCUCCAUCCGCCGGCGGCAAUCAGGACUGGAUGAAUACCCAGCUUGCGCCUCCACCGUUGGAAGAUCCCGGACUAGACCCAUCGGUCUUCGAGGCAUUGGCGGAACUCGUGCGGUCUCAAUCAACGGUCCCAGUGCCAGCGCCAGCGCCUGUCCCUGCUCCGCCCCCACCGCCGCCGAUGCAGCAGCAACUUGCUCCUGGUUUAUUCCCGCAAGGAUCUGCCGAGAGCAUGCUCAGUCGUUUGAUGGCUCAGAAGCAAACUGAGCAGUAUGUCCCGCCACCGAAUCACAAUCAGUUCCCCAUGGCUCCAACCUGGCCCGCAGCUCCCGCUCAGACUGCUCAAACUACACCAUCCAGUGUCCCCUCUUAUGCUUCCAGCAGCACCCUGUCCAACUCCUUCAAGACACCUUUUGCGCCGCAGAGGGCUGAAGCGCCCACGCUGCCCAGUUCAGCUCAUCCGAGUCCCCGUAGUUUUCACAACUCACCUGCCUCCUCUGCUGGACCUUCUUCAGUCCAAGCGCAGCCCAACCUUUUGGCAAAUCUUCCACCGAUCCCUGCCGGCUUCUCACUGGAGCAGUUGUCACAAUUUGGAAGUGCCGGAUUGGAAAUGGCCAUUCGAGUUGGCAUGGGCAUUGGCAUGAGUCUUGGGCAACAAGCGCAACAGGCUCAGCAAGCCUUCUCGACCCAGCCGUCUUCCAUCGCAGACACCACUCCAUCAUCCGUUGCGUCACCACCGAAACCGCGUCCACCUCCAAAGUCGAGUAAUAUUGUUUCAGACAUUUUGAAUGAUCAACUGUUCAAGAAGGCUACUACACCGCUCAGCAGGCCAAUGUCCCGUCGACCAUCACGAGAGCGUGGUGGUAGUCCUGUUUUGACUUCAGCGCUGUCUCCGGAGGAAGCGGCGAAGAAGGAUCCGCUUGCGACUCAGGUCUGGAAGGCUUACGCGCAGAAUCGAGAGAAUCUGCCAAAUGGGGCGAGAAUGGAGAACUUGACCUGGCGGUUGAUGCAUCUAACCCUGAAGAAACAGGAAGAUGCCGCUGCUGCUCAGUCAAUCAAGACGGAGGACGAGGAGACGGAUGAGCUCAAGGCACUGCCAGAACAGGAGCGAGGGCGGAGCAAGGGGAAAUCGAGAGUCGUUGGUUUCGGAGACAAGUCAGACUCGAUGGAGAUGGAUUGGCGCGCACAGAGCCGAUCUCGGUCCCGUAUGGCAAUGGACUGGCGAGCUCAGUCACGAUCACGUUCAAGGCCUGCCUUCACAGGUAAUCGCUCAGCCCUCGUGGCCGGAGAUGAGGCGCACGCACACAAUCUGUUGGCUCAGACCAUGCCCAGUACAGCCCCAUCGGCGUCUUGGUCACAGUCCACCAUCACGCCAUCAAGCAUCAAACCUCAAAUGCCUAACGUUGCUCCUUCUACGAUGCCCGUGACGAACGCUUUUCCCUCGGCGGAUCUCUUUGCAAGCUCGGCACCGGUGGACCAAGUCGAGUUUGGUGAUCAGCUCCAGCAGCUCAUGCUGUCGAUGACUAGCAAUCCGCUCCAUAUCGCACCAACUCUCCCCGGUAUUUCCGGACCCGGUCUCUACUCUCAAACAGAGGAGAACUACCAUCCACAGUAUGGAUACCUCCCGCGACGAGUGCGAAAGACCAGUUUCGAUCACACUCUUCGACCUACAGAAGAGGACCUUAUGCCGCCACCUGCAAAUCCUCGGAAGCGUCAUGCUGAGGCAUCGCCCCAUCGUCGUGCCGGUUCCGACUUCCCCAGCGCAAACUUUACGUUCAACUAUCCGAGCUCGUACGAUAAUCUCUUCGACAUGGCAGGUAGCGCGAGCGUAGCGGACUCAUGGACCAGCGCACCUGCAAGUACAGUACCUUCGACUUACAAUUCGCCAGCCCCAACCCUGGACCCUGCGACUGCCGUAGAGCUCGCCAAUCAAGUAGCGAAUCAAUCCACUGAGAGCCCGUUCGACUUUCAACAGCUCAUGCACAUGUACCUCAAUGCCAAUGCCACUGCCUCACCAUUCACUCACAUCAACCCGUCUCAGAUUCUCGGAUCAAUUCCUCCUCAUUUACUGCCAAAUGGUGGAGAGCCCAGUCCAGCCUCACCGCCUGUGUCUUCGCCAUCGGUCCAGCCUACGCCUCAGGCCUCUGUCAGGCCACUGCCAAAAGUGCUCGGAGGCAAGCCUGUCGAGGUCAAGCGGCCCCCGCCAAGAUCCAACAGUUCGCCAAACCUCCAGGGACUUCGAGCUCUGUCAAAAGCUGCCUCCCCUGAGGCACCAUCUGACGAUAGCCCGGGCAGUAUCAUGCAUCCUGAAGGUAGUGGAACGAUGUGUUCGAAUUGUCAGAGUACGGUGACUCCAUUGUGGCGACGGGACGCGGAGGGGCAUCCGCUGUGUAAUGCGUGUGGUCUGUUCUACAAAUUGCACGGCGUGGUCCGGCCGCUCUCUCUCAAGACUGAUGUGAUCAAGAAGAGGUGGGGCAAAUUCAAUGAUUUGAUGGCUGACAUACAGGAAUCGAACGUCCAAUCCCAAAGACACCCCUUCUCGUCGGAGCUCGACCAAGUCAAAGUCGACUAGACCUUUGUCGAUGUCUGCUGGGAAAAAAGUGCGACGAGUAUCCGACGGUGACGACACGGGAUCCGAAGAUAAUUCUGGACCGUCCUUCUCGAUGACAUCGUUAUGAUGGCUCGGCGUGGUUUAGUGUAUGACUCUUGUAUCCUUCUCUCAAUAUAGACGCUUAUAGACGGACUGCUUCUUGGAUCAUUCUGCGUGACGGUUCUCAUCGUUGUAAGAAAAGACAGUCGGAUUUUCCUGGACUCUGGGUCAACCAAUUUUACUUUUAAUUUUGACUUGGUUCUCAUUUUCAGAAAGUCUCCUCGCUGUUGUGAUGCAAUAUUUGACUCAAUCUUGACAACGAAUUCCGAGUUGGGUCAUUCAGCCAUGCGUCCAGGACCUUCGCCUUUCCUCCUGCUCCGCUUGCAUCGAGCGUCACUAGCGUCUCAACGCCGAGCAAAUUCCACUUUCAAUC